AGCUAUCUUGUGACUACCAAAUUGGAAAUAUGCGUUACUUGGUACUCUCAGUACUACUUAUAUCCACUUUAGGAUGUUAUGCUGAUAACUUGAAGAGUAUUGUUCAGGGAAAUGAUAAGUUUACAGUACAUACAUAUGAGGAACUCGUGAAAAUUUCAAACAAGAAUAACUUUAUUUUUAGUGGAUUAUCUGCUGAAAUCAUAUUGUCCUUACUUGCAAAUGGAGCAAAUGGAACCACAAGAGAACAAUUGUUAACAGGUUUGAGCUUACCUCACAACAUUCAAAAUAUAAAUAAAGCUUACACUAAAAUAACAACUGGUCUAAAAGUAAAUGAAAAGCUUAAUUUAAGAUUAGCCAACAAAGUGUUCGUACAUCAAAACUUCUCAAUAUUAGAGCAGUUUAACGAUAUUGCUGUGAAUAGUUAUGCCGCUGAUGUAGAGAACCUAGACUUUAUGAAGACACUAGACGCCGCUAAUUAUAUUAACAGCUGGGUCGAAGAACAAACUAAUAACAAAAUCAAAAAUCUCAUAGAUCCAAAAUCUUUAAGUAAUAAAACAGGAUUAUUAUUAGUCAAUGCUUUAUACUUCUCAGGACAAUGGAAAAAUCCUUUCCCAGACUAUGGUACUAAAGAUAGAACGUUCCACAGCUCACAUACUAAGUCUAAAAAAAUUCCCACCAUGUACAGCAAAUCUUCUGCCAAAUAUGCUCACAAUAAACAACUAAAGGCUAAAUUUUUGGAACUUGGAUUCAAGGAUGGAAACAUUACUAUGACAUUUGUUUUACCUGACGAAAUCGAUGGACUGGAAGCUGUUGAAAAAAACUUAGAACAAUACUUGGCAACACAAGAAAUGGAAUAUGCUAGAGUUGCCAUUACCCUGCCCAAAUUUAAAAUUGAGAGCCAAAUUGAUUUUAAACCCAUCUUGCAGUCGUUGGGAGUUAACGAAAUAUUCGAAAAAAGAAAUGACUUUUCUUACAUCUCCGAUACUGAUCAGCUUAAAGUCGACUUUAUUGUACAAAAAGCCUUUAUUGACAUCCAUGAAAAUGGCGUCGAAGCUGCAGUGGCUACAGGAGUAGGUGGUCCCCUUAAUGCGCCAUUGGAUAUUGUUGAUUUUUACUACGAAUUUAAUGCUGAUCACCCCUUUAUCUUUAUCCUUAAGGAAAGUAAUGGACUAAUUCUUUUUGCUGGCAGAUUUACACAAUAGAGUGAAUAAUAUUAUUCAGACAUACAUCGUCUUAUUUUGUUUUUAAUGUUGUACUAUUAUCAUUGUAAACAAACAUUAUUAAUUUAUACUCUGUUAUAAUUAUUAAAGUUUACUUUACAUUU
Molecule: messenger RNA, 1324 nt
Organism: Diabrotica balteata
Lineage: Eukaryota; Metazoa; Arthropoda; Insecta; Coleoptera; Chrysomelidae
Source: the annotation of a GenBank genome assembly